UUGCUGUUGGUCAGCCUGAUUCCCUGUCAAUGUCCGCCAUGGAUCGCGCGGAACAUUCCUCGACUUCCCAAGUUGAUGCCCCUUUCCAAUCCUCGGCUUCGCUGGAUAACCGUCGCAAAUCGAUUCCAUCGCGCGCUCUUGCUGCGAGCCCUUCGCCGGCUUUUGACCCUGCAUCUCCCGAAGUAAUAUCCUCUUUACUUUCGUCGCUGUCGACCAUCUCAAUACCCCUCCAGACGCACUUCGACAGCGUUCCGCGCAUUGACACCAAGACCGAUCCCGGCUCGCCCGCCUACUUGGCCCCCGAACAACAUCGCAUUCCGGACCAACGCCCGCUCAGCGCGCAUGAACUGGGGUUAAGUCUCGGGGCGUUUCAGCCGCCCGUGGAGACGUCACAGGGUCCCUUCUUGCAUCCAGAUGAUGCAGCAGUUGCUCCCAUCAUCCGUAUGGCCCGCGCGCCGCCCCCUCCCAAAUCGAAAGCUGCCCUAGAUACGCCCUUGUCUCCAGGGAGACCGACAUCAAGGGGCUCCUUCACUUCGUCCAAGGCAGCCUACGAAGACUCCGCCUUUGGCAUGAUCACUGCCGAACCAGGCCCACGACUUUCCACUGCGAACAGUGCCGCCUCGACUGGUUCUAAGAAAAGCCUCAAACACCAACUCAGCAUUCUGAAACGAACUUCACGAGAAUUUUCUAGCGAGAAAGAGCGGCAGGUUGAUCGAUUACGCAAGACAUACAGCUUUAACGACGGCCUUCGACAUAACAUCCCGCGCAAUAGGGCCAGUGCACGCUCUUUGUAUUCUAUGGUCGACGUGGUUGAAGAAGGACGCACCUCACCGAAUCGGUCCGCCACUGAGACAGCUACACAUUCGUCACUGGGCGAGCCUUCGAGUAAGGAACGCCAUUCAUUACAGGGUGCGCAGGAAAGCACACCUAUUACUCCUGGUGGAAUCGGGAGCGGGCGUAUCAUACCUGCUCGUGAAUCGUCCUUGCGACACACUCUUUCUUUGAGUCCAAAGCACCGCAGAUCAUCGACCCGGCAUAGCCGAUUUUCUUCGACCAGCAGUACAGAUAUGAAAGUGGACAGUGCAGUUUCAGGGGUAGGAUGUGAUUCCGACCAGGUGACGAAGAGAAUCCAAGAAUUGAAGGACCAGCAACAGAAGAUCAAGACCGAACUAGAAUUAGACGGUGCCUCUUUGACAUCCCUCAAAGAGCCUAUCGCCGUACCCGCGCAGCAAUCUGCCUCUACGGGGUUUGAUGGAACUGCAGAUUCCCAGCAAAUGGGGCAAAAAUCUCGCUUCAGCUUCGAUGAAAGUGCUCCGGCUCCAGCAGUUUCAACAGGCAAAAGCCGCUCUACUACCCGUAUUAGCCCCCCGUUCCCCUCUAGAUCAUCUACUGCAUCUAUUCACUCCUUCGACAAGUUCGACUCAUCUGAAAAGUCCCCAUACAAAUAUACCCCGGAGCCGCCAUCUCCCUUUCGACAUCAGCGUUCUCCAUCGAGCGCAAGUUCCCCCACGGGUUAUUUCGCUGUGGAAGAGCGCCCAUCCAGUGCUGAUUCCAUCGACCUUGCAGUUCAGGACUAUGUUACGGCCGCUAAGCUAACUCAAAGGGUCACUCACCCCACGUCAGGUCGCACUAUAGCAUUUUCAGAGGUUGGGGACCCAAAUGGUCAUGUGGUUCUCUGUUGCCUUGGCAUGGGUUUGACAAGAUACUUGAUGGCCUUUUAUGAUGAAUUGGCGAGGUCUCUCAAGCUCCGCUUGGUCACCUUGGACCGACCGGGGGUCGGGGAAAGCGCGCCUUACAUGAACGAGCCGGCGACCCCUCUCAGUUGGCCCGAUGAUGUUGCUAUAGUAUGUAAUCAUCUCAGAGUGACAAAGUUUUCAAUCAUGGCACACUCCGCCGGUGCUAUUUACGCACUAGCUACUGCCCUGAGAAUUCCACAACAUGUUAGGGGGAGAAUUCAUUUGCUGGCUCCCUGGAUCCCACCAUCGCAACUGUCCAGUUUCGGCUCACUGAAAGCUCCGGUCCCGACCCAUGCCGUUCCUUACACCCAGCGAAUUCUCCGGGCUCUUCCAACGUCGAUCCUCAAAGUCGCCAAUUCCAGCUUCAUGAGCGCAGCAAGUGCAAGUCUCACGUCCAGUCUGCCCAAGUCUCCCCGGCGAGCCAAGCGCAAGGCGAUGCAGAGAGACAUUUUAAGCUCUGCUGUCAUCGAGCUCAGCAAGCCUCAGCAGCUUCCAGGCAAGAUUCAUCAGCAAGGUGGACUCAAGAGCUUCGAAGAUAAGAAGCCAACGCCUAUAGUCGUUGGAGCGGGCCAUCCCAUUGAUGAACAUCUAUCGAACCAGGCCGCGCUGGCUGCCUCUCAGGAUCGUGAGCGGCAGGUGGACUACGACAAUCGGCUGACCCACAGGAUCUGGGAAUUAGCGACGACUAAUGCAAACCCGGCAGUAGAUUUACUGGUGUGUCUGGAGCGUCGGCAACCGAUUGGGUUCCGCUACGUGGAUAUUACUCGGAAUGUGGUGAUUCAUCAUGGUAGCAGAGACACUCGCGUUCCCGUUGACAAUGUCAAGUGGCUGGGAAAGACGAUGCGACGCUGCGAGGUUCGUGUGCUCGAAGGUGAAGGGCACGGGUUGAUGGCCUCAGCUACGGUCAUGGGCAACGUGUUGAUGGAAAUAGCUAAGGAGUGGGAAGACUGGAUGAUUGUGGUCCAAGGAAAGCGAAAAGGGACCAUCGGGCCGCGCUCCGGCAUCGCAGUUCAAGCAUGAAGGCUUCAAAUAUGACAUGCGCGAAGGCUCAAGGGCAAGUGAAGAAAAGUCAGAUGCAGUGGUUGGGAGACACUCCCUCUUGCUGGUGACUUCCCAGGGACGGGCUUUCUCACAAAACCCUCCAGUUGCUCAGUUCGACCGCUGCAGGCUCUGCGGUAUCACGAAAAAGCAUCGUCAUGUUGGUUGAUCUGCACUUUGAGUGAUUUCAAUCAGCAGGUAUAUGCUCUCAUGUACCCCGUAUAUGAUCAUCUCCGACGUUAUCUCAUGUUUGGUUCGUUUGUUUACUUUUGUUCGCCAUGAUACCACCCAGCUACAUACCCAGCAUAUAGCAUAGCAUG
This is a messenger RNA of Aspergillus saccharolyticus JOP 1030-1, 3094 nucleotides long. RefSeq names its product hydrolase, alpha/beta fold family protein. The transcript is spliced from 2 exons. Bases 30 to 2756 code for a protein of 908 amino acids. NCBI's taxonomy places the organism in Eukaryota, Fungi, Ascomycota, Eurotiomycetes, Eurotiales, Aspergillaceae. The record is from RefSeq and is a predicted model, not a curated record.